Molecule: messenger RNA, 453 nt
Organism: Rasamsonia emersonii CBS 393.64
Lineage: Eukaryota; Fungi; Ascomycota; Eurotiomycetes; Eurotiales; Trichocomaceae
Exons: 1
Source: RefSeq, a predicted model, not a curated record
GAGAAUGCGUUGCCUGUGGCAGAGUCCACCAAGACCGUGGUAUCCGAAACCUCGUCUGGGAUCGUGAAAAGCAGAAAUGGUAAAUAUCCUCAUUCUCUUGGCUUGAACUGGUUUGCUGACGGAGAGGCUUCACUUGCAGCUACAUUGUUGACUGGGAGGAGUGGAGUGAAGCUACCGAUGAAGAUGUUUGGCGCGAUACCCAGUACAUCGCGUGGAACCUGGCGUGGGUUCGAAGUCAUAAUUACAACGAUAUGUCAACAUGGACUCUGUGAUCGAUGUGAAGGAUAUGGUAUCAAUUUUGCUUUUUCUCUCUGUUGUCGAGGAAUCUGGGAUGAAACUAAAGCCUUCCUUAACGACUGUAUUGUCACGUGGAAUAAAGGUUUAUGGCCAAGCCGAAAUCACGCCCGGGCGGACAGCAAAGCCCGAGAGAUCAGUGGGGUUGGCUUACAUUAG